AUGAGUGAUAGCCCCUCCGAGACUCCAAGCGCAUCAAACUCCACGAAGCCUACCAAUACCAACGACACAUCUCGAACCAGCCCUCUCGCAGGCUCUUCUACCCGUCAAGACUUUACGGAAACUCCUCAAUCUACCGCUGAACAAACCGUCUCCACGCCAGUGAUUGUUAUCACUAAUCCACAUACACCUUCACCCGAGUCUACUCCUCGACCAAACCGCUCCAUACUUGUGCGUCACCAAUCAACAGGUACUUUAACUUCUUCGCAAUCUCCCGGUCAACAAGGCUCCUCCAGACCUUCUGACCGUCUACAACGAUCGCAUUCUCAACCCAUCGAAGCAGCUAGCAACAACACUACAAAUACAAUGUCUUCUUCCGCCUCUUCUCCAUCUGGCACCUCUACUGCUGGCAGUAACUCUGGAUCUGGCCAGGGCUACCAACUCCCUUAUGCUCCCUUCCCGUACCCAAUGCCUGCCCAACCCCGAGGAGGCCAGCAGCAAGGAGGCCAGGGAAAAUAA
Molecule: messenger RNA, 516 nt
Organism: Bipolaris zeicola 26-R-13
Lineage: Eukaryota; Fungi; Ascomycota; Dothideomycetes; Pleosporales; Pleosporaceae
Exons: 1
Coding region: 1-516 (171 amino acids)
Source: RefSeq, a predicted model, not a curated record